GAGUUAGCUAGCAAUGGGAGCUGAAGCGUCAAAAGCAACGAACACACGCGAACUCUCUCAUAUCAGUCGCGAUCAAGUGGAAAGAACUGAGAAGCAACUUGCAAAUAGCACAAAGGGAAAUUCGCUUGACAGAGUUCAGUUCGAGAAAGUCUACGACAAACUACAACCUGCAGCUGCAGCCAUCUUUGGCGUCAUUGCUGAGAAAAAUAAGUGCACCCUCUCAAGUGUACUACGCUUGGCUGAUGAUUUAUUCGGUGAUGCAUCAUGUCAGUCUGCAGCGUUACUUAAGAUCUUUGGAUCGAUUGCACAGGCCCUAGCAGGGGUAGUGUCCAUAUAUGCUCGUCGUAAUCAUCUUAGCGCCACCGAUUCGGCCGCAAUGCUCGAUUUCUUGAUGCUAGAAGCUCCCACUGACGAAUCUUGCUUCGAGAGCUGGCUGGUGAGGAACACCGUUGCUGGUUCACUAAUCCUGAAUGUAUUUUCGCCGCUCAUAUUUGGUGAAGGCCCAAAUCUUCAUCCGAUCAAUUCUUCUCCAUCUAUGCUCAGUCACAGCGGAACUGUUAUUCUGAAUAUGCAGCUGCCUAGUAGUCGCAGGAAUGAGUGGACGCUGCUGUUUUCCAGCGAGCUUCAUGGAUCGAGCUUUUCUCAGAUGUCCAAGCGGAUAAAUGAGGAGGGGCCAUGCUUGGUUGUAGUGAAGUCACAAGAGCAAAGAAUUUUUGGCUGUUUCGCAUCUGCAGGUUUUCACAUGGGUCCAUUGUACCAUGGCGAUGCCACUUCUUUUCUCUUUGAAAUUCAACCACAUAUACGGAUUUACUCUGCAACUGGUCAUACACAGAACUAUGCAUAUCUGAACUGCCAGCAAGUCAGCUUACCCAAUGGACUGGGCAUCGGUGGCUACGAAAACAUCUGGCCGUUUUUCCUACACGAGGAGUAUGGGGAGGGAAUUACACUCGCAAACAUAAGUUCAUUCGAAAAGUGUCACCUGUCUGGAUCGGAUCACUUUGUGAUCAAAGAUGUGGAAGUUUGGCGCGUGGGAGAAAAACCAAGAGCGCCUCUACAAGAUGACGAAUUUGUUCGAAAUGAAAAAUCGGUGAUAGAUAAGGAUCCGGAAGCCAAAGCAAUAUUGGAAAUGACGGGCAAAACGAUGCACUCUGAAGCCUAUAGAGAGCCCGCACCGUUACUUGAUAAGGACACCUUAGUCGCAAAACCAAAGCGUCAGUGGUAACAGUGAAAGCUGAAGAUUGUGGGUAUGAAGAAAUAUACAGCAGAGAUUUUAAAACAUUGAAUAUACAGUAUAGACUUACUGCGUGUCUGAGUUUCCACUUUCUCUUAUUGUUAGAAUAAAAUUCCGUUCACGCUUUCACUUGCCUUAUUGAGCAUGUGUGUUAUAAUGCAUCAAUAAAG
Molecule: messenger RNA, 1401 nt
Organism: Cylicocyclus nassatus
Lineage: Eukaryota; Metazoa; Nematoda; Chromadorea; Rhabditida; Strongylidae
Source: the annotation of a GenBank genome assembly